Molecule: messenger RNA, 327 nt
Organism: Anisakis simplex (herring worm)
Lineage: Eukaryota; Metazoa; Nematoda; Chromadorea; Rhabditida; Anisakidae
Source: the annotation of a GenBank genome assembly
AUGGAACGUUCUGAUGGUAACGGAACUAUAACAGUAUCUGAAGAAGUUGUUGCUGAGCCUGAAGUGCAAGAAAUUGUUCUGACAACGCCUGAGACCGAUCCAUCGCACAGAGUUCAAUGGGCCCAAGGAACGGUCGAUAAUGAGUUCAUGGGAAAGCAUAAAUCGAAAUGUUGUUGUAUUUACAAGAAGCCGAAGAAAUGGAAUGAUGACUCUGACAGUUCAGAUUCGGAUUGUGAAACGGGGCAUUGCCGAGGGCAUGUUGAGAAGCGUCAUCCGAAAGAUCACGGAGACGGUGCUGGAGCUCAAGGACCAAGUUGCCCUGCCUAG